CUCAUAAAUGUGUUCAUGUUUUUAUUAAAAAAAUAAUAGUAAACAAAUAACUUAUGUAUUAUUUAUAAGAAAAAUAAUUAAAAUAAGUAAAAUUUCACAGUGAAAAUGUUUAUAAAGAUAUUUAGUAUUUUUCUUCUAUUGACUUUUUUAACAAAACAAGGAGAAAGUAGCCUUUGGUGUUACAAAUGUAACAGUAACAGUGGAGGCUGUGGUGAUAAAUUAAGUUGGUUUUAUUGGUCAGAAAAAUGUCCAGAGCCUGAUGAUAUAUGUGUUAAAAUUGUCGAAAGAAAAGAAGCCGAGGUGGUAAUAACUCGAGAUUGUUUAAGUUCAUUUCGUGGCAUUAGAACUGAUAUUCCAGCUGAUCGUUAUGAGGGUUGUCGUCCAGCUGCAAAAGAUCAAAAACUUGGUCACUAUGUAAAUAAUAGUAUUAUCGAACAAGAUAUACAUCGUAAUUAUUAUGACGAAGUCACAUGGUGUAUGUGUUAUUUUGAUAAUCGAUGUAAUGGAGCAUCGAAUUUUAUUCUCUCAGCCGUUCUUUUUGUUUUGAUGCCAUUUUUCUGGUAUUUUACUACGUGAAAGAAAAAAUUCCCACAAAAUAAUAAUUCAAUUCUUAUUUCGCUUCGGUGUAAAUAAUAUUUGUACAGACAGAAAUUUUCAUUUUAACAAAAAAUUGAUUUUCAGUUUUUUUUUUUUUUUAAUUAUUCUCAAUUAUUCCAUUAAUUGCUUUUUUCCAAAUAGUUAACAUGAAUUUUUCUGUUAAUUAAUUUUUGAAGCAGUUAAUUUCAAAAAUAUUAUAAUUUUUCAAUUUUUGAAAAAAAAUAAUUAUUUUAUAGUCAAUUUCAUGAAUGUAACGAUUUUUUAAUGCAAAAUUCGAAAUUUAGUUUGUAAAUUUUAAAAUGUAUUGUCUGAAAAUUUUUUACAAAUUUUUAUAUUUCAUAACUGUUUUUUUCUUAACAGUUAGAUAAUUUUUAAUAUUGAAAUUUUACUCUAUUUUUGACAAACGAAUUCGUUUAUUUACAACGGUUUUCUUUUUUUUUAUAUAAUUUUUAUGAUCUUAGCGUUAGGUUUUUGAUACAAUUAAAUCCGUCCAAUUUAGAAUAAUGUAGAUUAAAGCCUGAUAUAUUUUUUAUAAAUUACAAAACUUUAUAUAAAAAAAAAAAAAAAAACAUUCCGUUCAAAAAAGCGAGAUUAUUCUACUUUUGUAAUAGUAAUAAUAAUAAUUUUUGUAUAACAAAACAAUCGACAAAAAUAUUUAAAAUAUAAUUAAUUAUAUGCAAAAAAAAAAUGUAUUUAGCGCAGAAUUUCUUAUAUAUUUACAAAAAAAAAUAUCCUUUUUUUUAAUAGAUCUUUUAUUGUCACACGAUUAAGAUAAACUCGAAGAGAGCGUCUUUUUUUCUUUUUCUUUUCACAAAAAAAAAAAGAAAAAAAAGUCGCUAUUUAAUUAUUACAAUUUUUGUACACAAAUUUAUCUUGAUCGAUUUAAUCGAGAAUUGAUUGUAAAGACGAAAAAUAAAGAUAUUAUGCAAAAUGAAAAGUAGUUUUUUUUAAAUCUUUCGCUUAUUACAAAUUUUCUUCAAAAUUCUUCCUUAGAAAAAUGUGUCAAUAUAAUCAAAAUUUUUUUUUUUUAAAAGGGAAAAAUCUACACUUUUUUUCAUAGUAUUUUUAAAAUACAUACAUCAUAAUCCCGGGUCAUGUUUAAAAAAAAUUUUUAUUCUUUUUUUUUGCUAUUCAAUUUUCAGUCACAUUAAAUGUUUCGUGAUUUUUUUUUUUUUUGUUUUUCUCUUAAAUAACUUCAUACAUUGUACAAUCUACAUUAACAUUUCACUUGACAUACAACAUUUUCUCUCAUUCUCUUUUGCUCUCUUUCUUUCUUACAUCACAGUCAUUCAGCUCGUGUCUCUUUGGGGUCUUGGUUAAACUCCACUUUCCUCAGUCUCGUCUUUCUUAUAAAAAAAAAAAAAAAAAAAAAAUUAAAAUCAAAA
Messenger RNA from Leptopilina boulardi, 1982 nucleotides. RefSeq lists its product as uncharacterized. Lineage: Eukaryota; Metazoa; Arthropoda; Insecta; Hymenoptera; Figitidae. Gene Ontology annotation, biological process: positive regulation of voltage-gated potassium channel activity; sleep; regulation of synaptic transmission, cholinergic. The transcript is spliced from 3 exons. The record is from RefSeq and is a predicted model, not a curated record. The coding region runs from base 106 to 576 and encodes 156 amino acids.